This is a messenger RNA of Acanthosepion pharaonis, 7944 nucleotides long. NCBI's taxonomy places the organism in Eukaryota, Metazoa, Mollusca, Cephalopoda, Sepiida, Sepiidae. The record is from the annotation of a GenBank genome assembly.
AUGUUCUACAUUUUGCUUUCUCCGUCUCUUUUUCUGCUUUCUCCGUCUCUUUUUCUGCUUUCUCCGUCUCUCUUUCUGUAUUCUCCGUCUCUCUUUCUGCUUUCUCCGUUCCUUUCUCUCCGUCUCUCUUUCUUAUUCUCCGUCUUUUCUCCUUUCUCUCUUUUCUCUUUUUCUGCUUUUCUGUUUCUCCGUCUCUCUUUCUGUAUUCUCCGUCUCUUUUUCUGCUUUCUCCGUCUCUUUUUUCUGCUUUCUCCGUCUCUUUCUGCUUUCUCCGUCUCUCUUUCUGUAUUCUCCGUCUCUCUUUCUGCUUUCUCCGUCUCUUUUUUCUGCUUUCUCCGUCUCUCUUUCUGUAUUCUCCGUCUCUCUUUCUGCUUUCUCCGUCUCUUUUUUCUGCUUUCUCCGUCUCUCUUUCUGUAUUCUCCGUCUCUCUUUCUGCUUUCUCCGUCUCUUUUUUCUCUCUUUUUCCGUCUCUUUUCUCUUUCUCUCUCUCUUUCUGUAUUCUUUUCUCUCUCUCUCCGUCUCUCUCUCUCCGUCUCUCUUUCUUCUUUCUUUUCUCUCUCUCUUUCUGUCUCUUCAUCCUCUCUUUCUGUAUGUUUUUCUCUCUCUCUCUCUUUAUGUUUUUUCUCUCUCUCUCUUUCUCUCUUUUUUCUCUCUCUCUCUUUCUUUCUUUUCUCUCUCUCUCUCUCUUUCUGUCUGUUUUCUCCGUCUCUCUUUUUCUGCUCCCUCUCCUCUCAUCCUCUCUUCUCUUUCUGUUUUUCCCCUCUCUCUCUUUCCGUCUCUUUUUUUCUCUCUCUCUCUUUCUUUUUCCUCUCUUCUCUCUCUCUCUUUCUGUCUUUCUUUCGUCUCUCUACCCCCCUCUCCCACUCUCUCAUCUCUUUUUCUUUUUCUCUCUCUCUCUUUCUGUAUUUUUUUUCUCUCUCUUUCUCUUUCUCCGUCUCUCUUUCUCUCUCUCUCUCUCUUUCUGUAUCUUUUUCUCUCUCUCUCUCUCCUCUCUGUUUCUUUUUUCUCUCUCUCUCUCUUUCUGUAUGUUUUUCUCUCUCUCUCUCUCCCCUGUUUUUCUCUCUCUCUCUCUUUCUGUUUUCUCUCACCCUCUCUCUUUUUCCUGUUUUUUUCUCUCUCUCUCUCUUUCCUGUCUGUUUUUCUCUCUCUCUCUCUUUUCUCCGUCUUUUUCUCUCUCUCCCACUCUCUUUCUGUCUAUUUUUUCUCUCUCUUUCUGUAUGUCUUUUUCUCCGUCUCUCUUUCUGUCUCUCCCUUUCUCUCCUCUCUGUCUCUAUUUUUCUCUCCCCAUAUGUCUUUCUCCGUCUCUUUUUUCUCUCUCUCCCACUCUCAUUCUCUCUCUCAAUUCCUCUCUAUGUUUUUUUUCUCUCUCUCUCUUUCUGUAUUUUUUUUCUCUCUCUCUCUCCUGUAUGUUUUUCUCUCUCUCUCUCUUUCUUUUUCCUCUUUUUCUGUCUCUCUCUCUCUCUUUUUCUCUCUGUUUUUCUCUCUCUCUCUCUUUCUCUUUCUCUCUCUUUUCUCCUCUCUCUCUUUUUCCGUCUUCUUUCUUCUCUCUCUCUCUCUCUUUCUCCAUCUCUCUCUCUCUCUCUUUCUGUAUUCUCCGUCUCUCUCUUCUCCCCCUCUCUCAUCCGUCUCUCUUUCUGUUUUCUCUCUUUUCUGUAUUUUUCUCUCUCUCUUUUCUGUAUCUCUUUCUCAUCUCUCUCUGUCUCUCUUUCUAUAUUUCUUUUUCUCUCUCUUUCUCUUUCUCCCACUUUUUCAUCUCUCUCUUUUCUCUCUUUCUUUUUUCCUCUCUUUUUCUGUCUCUCUUUUUUUCUCUCCCACUCUCUGUUUUCUCUCUCUCUUUCUCUUCUGUAUGUCUUUUUCUCUCUCUCUUUCUGUUUUCUCCGUCUCUCAUUCUCUUUUUUUUCUCUCUCCCUCUGUCUUUCUCUGUCUUUUUUUCUCUUUCUCUCUCUUUCUCUCUUUUCUCUCUCUCUCUUUUCUGUAUUUCCGUCUCUCUUUCUCUCUCUUUCUCUCUUUUUUCUCUCUCUCUCUCUCUUUCUGUCCGUUCUCUCCGUCUCUCUCUCUUUCUCCGUCUCUCUUUCUCUCUCUCUCUCUCUUUCUGUCUCUUUUUUCUUUUCUCUCCGUCUCUUUUCUCUCUCCGUCUCUCUUUCUCUCUCUCUCUCUCCUUCUUUUUUUUCUCUCUCUCUUUUUUCUCCGUCUCUUUCAUCUCUCUCUUUCUCUUUCUGUUUCUCUCUCUCUCUCUUUCUGUUUUUCUCUUUUCUCUUUCUGUUUUUCUCUCUUUCUUUCUGUCUGUUUUUCUCUCUCUCUUUCUGUCUUUUUUUCUCUCUCUCUUUCUGUUUUUUUCUCUCUCUUUCCUGUCUUUCUUUCUUUUCUCUUUCUUUCUCUCUCUUUCUUUUUCUCCUCUCUGUAUCCCUCUCUUUCUGUCUUUUUUUUUCUCUCUCUUUCUGUAUUUUUUUUUUCUCUCUCUCUCUCUCUCUAUGUAUUUCUUUCUCUCUCUCUUUUUCUGUCUUUCUCCGUCUCUCUUUUUUUCUCUCUCUCUUUUUCUGUUUUUCUCUCUCUCUUUUUGUUUCUCUCUCUCUCUUUCUCCUUUUUUUUUCUCUCUCUCUCUCUUUCUUUUUUCUCUCUCUUUUUCUCUUUUUUUUCUCUCUCUCUUUCUCCCCUUUCAUCCUCUCUCUCUCUUCUGUAUAUUUUUUUCUCUCUCUCUUUCUGUAUUUUUUUCUCUCUUCUCUCUCUGUUUUUUUCUCUCUCUCUCUGUUUCUCCGUUCUCUUUCUCUCUUUCUGUAUGUUUUUCUCUUUCUCUCUCUCUCUCUCUUUUUCUCUCUCUCUCUUUCUGUCUUUUUUUCUUUUCUCUUUCUCCCCUCUCUCUUUCUGUAUUUCCCUUUUUCUCUCUCUCUUCUGUAUUUUUUUUUCUCUCUCUCCGUCUCUUGUCUUUUCUCUUUCUCUCUCUCUUUUUCUCUCUCUCUUUUCUCUCUUCUGUCUGUUCUCUUUUCUUUUUUUUUCUCUCUCUCUUUCUUUCUUUUUUUUCUCUCUCUCUCUUUCUUUUUCUCUCUCUCUCCUCUCUCUCUCUCUCUUUCUGCUUUCUCUACGUCUCUCUUUCUCUCUCUCUUUCUGUUUUUCUGUUUUUUCUCUCUCUCUCUUUUCUCCAUCCCUUUUUCUCUCUCUCUCUCUCUUCUUUUUCCGUCUCUCUUUUUCUUUCUCUCUUUCUCUCUCUCCUCUGUUUUUUUUUCUCUCCUCUCUUUUUUCUGUAUGUUCUCUCUCUUCUCUCUCUCUUUCCUCUCUUUUUUUCUCUCUCUCUCUUUCUCCGUCUCUUUUUUCUCUUCUCUCUCUCUCUCUCAUCUCUCUUUCUCUCUUUCUGUAUUUUUUCCUCUCUCUCUCUCUCUUUCUCUCUUUUUUUUCUCUCUCUUUCUCCUGUUUUUCUCUCUCUCUUUCUGCCUGUUUUUCUCCUCUCUUUCUGUCUUUUUCUCUCUCUCCUCCCAUUUUUCUUCUCUCUCUCUCUUUCUUUUUUUUCCGUCUCUCUUUCUGCUCUCUCCUCUUUUUUCUCUCUCUCUCUCUUUUUUCUCCUCUCUCUCUCUUUUUCUUUCUCUCUUUUUCUUUCUCUCUCUUUUUGUAUCUUUUCUCUCUCUCUCUCUUUCUGUAUUUUUUCUCUCUUUCUGUCUUUUCUUUUUCUCUCUCUCUUUCCGUCUCUCUCUCUUUCUGUCUCUCUCUUUCUCUCUCUCUUUCUUUAUGUCUUUCUCUCUCUCUCUCUUUUUUGUUUUUCCUCUCUCUCUCUUUCUGUAUUCUUUUUCUCUCUCUCCUCUGUUUCUUUUUCCUCUCUCUCUUUCUUUUUUCCGUCCCUCUCUUUUUCUCCUUUCUCUCUCUCUCUGUUCUGUUUUCUCUCUCUCUCUUUCUAUAUUUUUUUUUCUCUCUUUCUCUCUCUGUCUUUCUUCUCUUUUUCUGUCUUUCUCCGUCUCUCUUUCUUUGUUCUCUCUCUCUCUCUUUCUCUCUGUUUUCUCUCUCUCUCUUUUUAUUUUCUCUUUCUGUUUUCCCUCUCUCUCUUUCUCUCUUUCUUUUCUCUCUCUUUCUCUCUUUCUCCGUCUCUUUUCUCUCCACUCUCCGUCUCUCUGUCUGUUUUUUUCUCUCUCUUUCUCUCUUUUCUUCUCUUCUCUCUCUCUUUCUGUUCUCUCUUUUUUUUCUCUCUCUCUUUCUGUUUUUCUCUCUCUUUCUGUAUCUCCUCCUUUUUUCUCCGUCUCUCUUUUUCUUUUUUUCUCUCUCUCUCUCUUUGCUUUUUCUCUCUUUCUCUUUCUCUCUCUUUUUUUUCUCUCUCUCUCUUUUUUUCUCUCUCUUUUUCUUAUUUCCUUCUCUUUUUCUUUCUCUCCUCUCUUUUUCUCCGUCUCUCUUUUCUGCCUUUUUCUCUCUCUUUUCCUCUCUGUUUUUUUCUCUCUUUCUAUUUUUUUUUUCCGUCUCUCUUUCUUUAUUUUUUUUCUCUCAUUCUGUCUUUCUUUUCUCUCUUUCUUUGUUUUUCUCUCUCUCUCUUUCUGUAUCCCUCCGUCUUUUUUCUCUCUCUUUCUUCUAUUUCUUUCUCUUUCUCUCUUUCUCCGUCUCUCUUUCUCUCUCUCCGUUUCUUUUUUGUUUUUCUCUCUCUCCUUUUUCUCCUUCUUUUUUUGUUUUCUCUCUCUCUUUCUCUUCCUCUGUCUCUGUUUUUUUUCUCUUUCUUUCUGUAUUUCUCCGUCUCUCUUUUUCUUUCUCUCUUUUUUCUUUCUCAUCCUCUCUUUUUCUCUCUCUUUUUAUGUUUUUUCUCUCUCUUUCUCUUUUUUUCUCUCUUCUUUUUCUGCUUUCUCCGUCUCUCUUUCUUUUCUUUCUCUUUCUCUCUCUUUUUCUUUUGUCCUUUCUUUCUCUCUCUUUUUUGCUUUCUCCGUCUCUCUUUCUCUCUUCUCCAUCUCUCUUUUCCUGUCUUUCUCCCCCUCUUUUUCUCUUUCUCCCCUCUCUUUUUUUUCUCUUUCUCUCUCUCUUUCUCCUCUCUUUUUUCUCUCUCUCUCUCUUCUGUCUCUUUUUCUCCUUUUCUCUCUCUUUCUGUAUUCUCCUCUCUCUUUUUUUUCUCUCUCUCUUUCUCUCUCCUUUCUCUCUCUCUCUUUCUUUUUUCUCCGUCUAUCUUUUUUCCAUCUCUUUUUUCUCCUCUCUUUUUCUUUUUCUCCGUCUCUUUUCUCCCUCUCUCUUUCUUUCUUUUUCUCUCUCUCUCUCUUUUCUCUCUUUUCUUUCUCUUUCUCUUUCUCUCUCUCCCUUUCUCUUUCUCCGUCUCUCUUUCCCAUCUCUCCAUCUCAUCUUUUCUGCUCUUUCUCCGUUUUUUUCUCUUUCUUUCUCUCUCUCCGCUCUCUCUCUCUCUCUUUUUUUUCAUCUCUCUCUCUUUCUGUUUCUCUCUCGUCUCUUUCCCGUCUCUCCCACUCUCUUUUCUGUUUCUCUUUUCUCCUCUCUCUCUUCUUCUUAUUCUCCGUCUCUCUUUCUCUCUCUCCCUCUUUCUCAUUUCCGUCUCUCUUCUUCUCCGUCUCUCUCUCUCUUUCUUCUGUCUUUCUCUCUCUCUCUCUUUCUUUUCUCCGUCUCUUUUUCUCUUUCUUCUUUCUCUCUCUCUCUUUUCUCCGUCUCUCUCUCUUCUCUCUCUCCGUCUCUUUUCUCUCUCUUCUUUCUUUCUCCGUCUCUCUCCGUCUUUUUCCAUCUCUUUCUCCUCUCUCUUUUUUCUGCUUUCUCCGUCUCUUUCUCUCUCUGUCUUUCUCUCUCUCUCUGUCUCUUUUCUCCGUCUCUCUUUUUUUUUCCUCUCUUUCUCCCGUCUCUUUUUCUCUCUCUCCGUCUCUUUUCUUUUUUUCUUUUCUCUCUCUCUCUUUUCUGUAUUCUCCGUCUCUCUUUUUCUGUUUUCUCUCGUCCUCUCUUUUUCUCUUUUCUCCGUCUCUCUUUCUCUUUUCUCCGUCUCUUUUUCUCUUUUUCUCCGUUUUUUCUCUCUCUUUUUCUCUUUUCCGUCUCUCUCUUUCUCCAUCUUUCUCUUUGUCUUUCUCCGUUUCUUUUUUCUCCCCCUUCUCUCUCCCUUCUUUCAUUCUCUCCUCUCUCUCUUUCUGUAUUCUCCGUCUCUCUCUCUUUCUGUAUUUCUUUUUUCUCUCCGUCUCUUUCUGUACACAUCCCUUCUUUUUCUCUUUCUCCGUCUCUCUUUCUGCAUCUCCGUCUCUCUUUCUGUAUUCUCCGUCUCUUUUUUCUGCAUUUUCCGUCUCUCUUUUUCCGUCUUUUUCUCUCCGUCUCUCUUUCUCUUUCUCUACUUCUCUCAUUUUUCUGUAUUUCUCCGUCUCUCUUUCUGUAUUUCUCCGUCUCUCCGUUUCCCUUUCUCCGUCUCUCUCUUCUAUUCUCCAUCUCUCUUUCUGUCUUUUCCGUCUCUCUUUUCUUCUCCGUCUCUUUCCCUCUCCGUCCUUUUUCUGUAUUCUCCGUCUCUUUUUCUCUUUCUCCGUCUCUUUCUGUCUCUCCGUCUCCUCUUUCUCUCAUCUCUCUUUUCUCCUCUUUUCUUUCUCUCUUUCACUCUCUCUUUUUUUCUCUUUUUCCGUCUCUCUUUCUGCCUCCUCCUAUCUCAUCCUCUUUCUGCUUUCUCCGUCUCUUUUCUUUUCUCCGUCUCUUUUCUAUUCUCCCGUCUCUCUUUCUCUCUCCAAAAGCUUUCUCCGUCUCUCUUUCUGUACUUUCUCUUUCUCCCUCCGUCUCUUUUUUCUGCUUUCUCCGUCUCUUUUCUCCGCUCUUCUUUCAUCUCUCUUUCUGUUUCUCCGUCUCUUUUUCUUUUCUCCCUUUCUCUUUCCGUCUCAUCUCUUUUUUCUGCUUUCUCCGUCUCUUUUUUCUCCGUCUUUUUCUCUUUCUAAGUCUCUCUUUCUGUAUUCUCCAUCUCUUUUUCUGCUUUCUCCGUCUCUCAUCUCUUUCUCCGUCUCUCUUUCUUUCUCCAUCUCUUUUUUUUCUUUCUCCUUUCUCUUUUUUCUCUUUUCUUUCUCCGUCUCUCUUUUGUUUCUCCGUCUCUUUUUCUUUUCUCCGUCUCUCUUUUUUUUUCUCCGUCUCUUUUUUCUGCUUUCUCUCUCCUUUCUGCUUUUCUCUCUCUUUCUGUUUCUCCGUCUCUUUUUCUGCUUUCUCCGUCUCUCUUUUCCUCUCUCUUUCUUUUACACUCCGUCUUUUCUCCUUUUCAACUCUCUUUCUGCUGUUCUCCGUCUCUUUUUUUACCUCCGUCUCUUUUCUUUUUCCGUCUCUUUUUCUGGUUUAUUGUCCCUCUCUUUCACUCCGUCUAUCUUUAAGAGGAUCUCUUUUCUGUUUUCCGUCUCUCUUUUUUCUUCUCCGUCUCUAUUUCUGCUUUUCUCCGUCUCUCAUUUUGGUCCGUCUCUUUUCUCCUCAUCUAUUUUCUACUCUCUUUUCCUUUUCUUUUUUUAUAUUUUCAUUCAUCUUCUUCUUUAUUCUCUUUGUCGUUUCUCCGUUCUCUCAUUUCUCCUUUGUCUCUCUUUAUUCACUUUGUCUUCUUUCUUUAUUCUCUUUUCUAUUCGUCUUCUUUAUUCAUUUUGUCUUCUCUCUUUCUGCUUUCCUCCGUCUCCUUUUUUUCUGUUUCUCCGUUUUUUCCUUUUCUUCCUCUUUUCUCUGUCUCUCUUUCUGCUUUCUCCGUUUUUUCUGCUUUUCUGUUUCUCUUUUUUCUUUCUCCGUAUCCCUAAUCUCUUUUCCGUUUUUUCUUCAUUUUCGUUUCUCUUUUUAUUCUCCGUCUCUUUUCUAAAUUCUUCUCUUUUUUCUGCUUUCUCAGUCUCUCUUGUGAUCUCCUGUUUCUCUCUUUCUUUAAGACUUCCUUUUUCUGCUUUCCCGUCUCUUUCUAAGUUUCCUUAUGUUUUUUCUGCUGCCUCCAGUUUUUUGUCAUUUUGGGUUUUGUCCCUCAUUCACUGUCAUAUGUCUAUCCAAACUGUUUUUUCUUCUAACGAAAUUAUAUAG